GAUGACCAGAGACUGCGGACACAGUACAGGGAUGACCAGAGACUGCGGACACAGUACAGGGAUGACCAGAGACUGCGGACACAGUACAGGGAUGACCAGAGACUGCGGACACAGUACAGGAGAUGACCAGAGACUGCGGACAUAGUACAGGAGAUGACCAGAGACUGCGGACACGGUACAGGGAUGACCAGAGACUGCAGACACAGUACAGGGAUGACCAGAGACUGCAGACAGUACAGGAGAUGACCAGAGACUGCAGACACAGUACAGGAGAUGACCAGAGACUGCGGACAGUACAGGGGAUGACCAGAGACUGCGGACAG
Messenger RNA from Staurois parvus, 323 nucleotides. The record is from the annotation of a GenBank genome assembly. Lineage: Eukaryota; Metazoa; Chordata; Amphibia; Anura; Ranidae.